Messenger RNA from Poecilia latipinna (sailfin molly), 1028 nucleotides. Its product is annotated as RNA-binding motif, single-stranded-interacting protein 3-like. Gene Ontology annotation, molecular function: RNA binding. The annotation marks the transcript as partial. The record is from RefSeq and is a predicted model, not a curated record. The transcript has 11 exons. Lineage: Eukaryota; Metazoa; Chordata; Actinopteri; Cyprinodontiformes; Poeciliidae.
GCUAUGGCUUUGUGGAUUUUGACAGCCCUGCGGCAGCCCAGAAGGCUGUGGCCUCGCUCAAAGCCAGUGGAGUCCAGGCACAGAUGGCGAAGCAACAGGAGCAGGACCCCACAAACCUCUACAUUUCCAACCUGCCGGUGUCGAUGGAUGAGCAGGAGCUGGAAAACAUGCUGAAGCCCUUUGGUCAUGUUAUUUCCACGCGGAUACUGAGAGACGCCAACGGUCUGAGCAGAGGAGUCGGCUUUGCUAGGAUGGAGUCGACGGAGAAGUGCGACGUGGUGAUCCAGAAUUUCAACGGCAAAUUUCUGAAAACCCCUCCAGGCAUGACAGCUCCUGCGGAGCCCCUGUUGUGCAAGUUUGCUGAUGGAGGCCAGAAGAAGAGGCAGAGCCAGGUUAAAUAUCCCCAGAAUGGACGACCGUGGACAAGAGAAGGAGAGAGUGGCAUGGCAUUAACAUAUGACCCCACAACAAUGCAGAAUGGCAUCUCCACCAAUCGGAUGAUUGCACAGACAUCAAUCACACCCUUCAUUGCUGCCUCCCCUGUCUCCACAUAUCAGGUCCAGAGUACAUCAUGGAUGCCACAUCAACAGUAUGUUAUGCAACCUACAGGCGCCGUGAUCACCCCAGCAACGGCCAUAGAGCCCAGCUUGUCUCUUCACCCAUCCAGUGUCAUGGCUCCUCUCACCCAGCAGAUGAACCACCUCUCUCUGGGCCCCACAGGCACCUACAUCUCUGCUGCAGCGGCUGCUCCUAUGCAAGGAACCUACAUUCCCCAGUACACUGCAGUGCCUGCCUCUGCUAUUACAGUGGAUGGUGUGGUGACAGACCCAUCUCCACAGACAACUGCCCCCUCCUCACAGGAUGCCAGCGGGCAGCAGCCUUUAUCAGUGGAGAGUUCAGCAGACCAUGCCACAGCCUACUCCUACCAGCAGACAAAGUAGCUGGUGGGAGUCAUUGUUGCAAUGCCUUCAGAAGGACUGCACGAAGGAGCCGGAGACAGACGGAGAAUCAAAACAAGACAGAGGACA